Messenger RNA from Hevea brasiliensis (rubber tree), 1930 nucleotides. Its product is annotated as aluminum-activated malate transporter 8. NCBI's taxonomy places the organism in Eukaryota, Viridiplantae, Streptophyta, Magnoliopsida, Malpighiales, Euphorbiaceae. The record is from RefSeq and is a predicted model, not a curated record. The transcript is spliced from 6 exons. Gene Ontology annotation, cellular component: plant-type vacuole membrane. Gene Ontology annotation, biological process: malate transport. Bases 160 to 1635 code for a protein of 491 amino acids.
UCCCUAGUAUACACUCCUCUUCUUCUUCUCUCUUUAGCUCUCAGAAGUAAAAGAAAUCCAGCUCAAAAGGGUUUAAAGCCUUGGCCUCUUUUCACUUGGCAACAACUAUUCCUCAUUUUUUAGUUCACGUAAGUUUGCCAACCUCCACAAUCUCUAGCCAUGGAAAUUGAAUCAGCAACUCAAGAGAAGGCUGGACCCUUCACUAGAGGAUGGAAUUGGCUUAAGGCCUUGCCUGAUAAGUCCAAGGCCAAGGUGAUGAAUGUUGCAAAGAGUAUGAGAAAGCUUGGACAAGAUGACCCAAGAAGAGUCAUUCACUCCCUCAAAGUGGGACUUGCUCUUACAUUGGUGUCCCUAUUAUAUUAUUCUAGGACUCUCUAUGAUGGUUUUGGGAUUGCAGGAAUAUGGGCUGUGCUAACAGUGGUAGUAGUCUUUGAAUUCACUGUAGGUGGUACCUUAAGCAAGAGUUUGAAUAGAAGUUUUGCAACUUUUCUAGCCGGUGCAUUAGGGCUUGGAGCUCAACACUUGGCAAGCAUCUUUGGAGAGAAAGGAGAGCCUAUAGUUAUUGGAUUCCUUGUUUUCCUUUUAGGUGCAGCAUCUACAUUCACUCGAUUCUUUCCAAGAAUCAAGGCAAGAUAUGACUAUGGAGUCUUGAUAUUUAUAUUAACAUUCAGUAUGGUGUCGGUAUCUGGUGUUCGAGUUGUAGAGCUCUUAGAAUUGGCUCAUCAAAGGCUAUCAACAAUAGUAAUAGGUGGAGCAACCUGCAUAAUUGUAUCCAUGUGCAUCUGUCCUGUUUGGGCUGGUGAAGAUCUUCAUAACUUGGUUACUUCCAAUAUAGAAAAGCUUGCAAGCUACCUUGAAGGUUUUGGAGAUGAAUAUUUUCACUGCAAAUCUGAGGAUGAAGAAGGGAAGGUUAAUGUCUCCAAAAAAGACAAGCCAUUUCUUCAAGGAUAUAGAAGCGUCCUCAAUUCAAAAUCCACAGAGGAUUCCAUGGCAAAUCUUGCAAGAUGGGAGCCUAGACAUGGCCGAUUCUGCUUCAGGCAUCCAUGGAAGCAAUACUUGAAGAUUGGAGCCAUCACAAGGCAAUGUGCUUACCAUAUUGAAGCUCUUAAUGGCUAUAUCAACUCUAAUAUCCAAGCAUCAGAGGAAUUCCAGAGUAAAAUUCAAGAACCAUGCACAAAGAUGAGUCAAGAGUCCUGCAAGGCACUGAGAUCACUAGCCUCAGCAAUCAAAACAAUGACUGAUUCUUCCCCUGCAAAUAUCCAUGUGGAGAACUCCAAAACUGCCAUUAAUGAACUCAAAUUUGCUGUGAAUAAAGCUAGCUCAUUAGAGAAAGCAGAGCUCCUAGCAAUAGUGCCGGCUGCAACAGUUGCAUCGACAUUAAUAGAGAUCGUAAAAUGUGUGGAAAAACUAUCUGAAGCAGUGCAUGAACUUGCUAACCUAGCACAUUUCAAGCCUGUGGAAGCUACUGCGACACAAGAGAAACCUCAGUUAUCGCUUCACCGAGGAACUGUAAAUCCUGUUCUUGAUGGUGAUAAUACGGAUCAUAUUACUAUUACAAUAGAUGCAAACCCCACAGAUUCCUCAGAAAAUGAGAAGUCUCAAGCACCAAAAAGCCUAGCCAGCGGCACCGUCUAGUAGUCUAAAUAUUUUUGUCACCAUAUAACAUGUGAACUAGUUUUCACAGUUGGGUAAAUUGAUCUCUAGUUUGGUUUCACGGAGGAAAAAAUUAUUAAUGAAAAUUUCCCCACUAUUUUUAUGCUUUAGUUGUAACAAUUGAUUCAAUUUUUCACAUUUUGAAGGGAAAGAGAGAAGUCUUUUUGUAUUGACAAUAUGUGAGCAGUGCUUUCUUUUUCUUGACAAAAUAGCCUGAAUCAAUGUCCAAUCUUUUAUAUAUAAUGGAGAUCAUUAGUAUAUGCAUAUACUUGUUAAA